Messenger RNA from Aricia agestis (brown argus), 1721 nucleotides. RefSeq names its product solute carrier family 66 member 2. NCBI's taxonomy places the organism in Eukaryota, Metazoa, Arthropoda, Insecta, Lepidoptera, Lycaenidae. The transcript has 6 exons. Gene Ontology annotation, biological process: retrograde transport, endosome to Golgi; phospholipid translocation. Gene Ontology annotation, cellular component: trans-Golgi network; endosome. The record is from RefSeq and is a predicted model, not a curated record. Bases 242 to 1114 code for a protein of 290 amino acids.
CCAUAUUUCCGAUCGUAAUUUGGAGAUUUGCACAAGAAAUAGAUCGUGUCGUUUGAUUUGGAUUAUUUAAAACAUAAUAAAAUCUGCAUCAAAAACGUGGCCAUAAAAAUAGGGAUGAGUGGCUAAUAAAUGUAAAAUAUACAACAACAAUGUGCUACAGAUCCAGUGUUCAUACCAAAUUGUAAAUUAAUUGAAUUUGUUCAUAAUUGUGGAAUCUUUUGUUAAAAAAGUCAGAGAAACAAUGGAUUGGAUAAUUUCCGACGAGUUGGGGCUCACAGUCGGCCAUGUAGUGGGUUGGACCGCGGCCGGUGCUAUGAUCAUUGGAGGAGUAGCACCCUACAUCCCUCAAUACAGGCAUAUUCGUAAAACACAGGAUGCAGAAGGAUUUUCACUUUAUGUCUGCUUAACACUUUUAAUAGCCAACACUUUACGUAUACUUUUCUGGUUUGGGAAAAGAUAUGAGUUACCCUUACUGAUUCAGAGCAUUGUAAUGAAUAUUACAAUGUUUGUGAUGAUACAUCUUUGUGUUACAGUAAGAAAAAAGAACCAAAUAAUAAGGGCAAGAGAAAGAAUUUUCACAGGUGCAAUAUUCAUGUUAUAUAUACUGUUGUGUUGUAUAAAUGGGUCAGCCCAGCCAGAUGAGACGGCCGGCUGGUUAGGACAGCAGAGUGGCAUCACUGGCAGUGAGAAGCCGCAUCGCUUCUAUGAUAUGGAUAGGAAAUAUUUCUGGGCGUGGACGGACUUCCAGAGCUACGUGGACUGCAUGCUGGUGUUCUCAGUACUCGGUGCUGCUGUCACGUACCUGCUCAUCGAGUUCUCUCCCUUUGUCGAACUGAUUGGCUUCCUCGCUGUGUUCACGGAAGCCAUGUUGGGUGCUCCUCAAAUAGCCAAAAAUCUACAAAACAAGAGCACUGAAGGCAUGAGUGUAAGCAUGGUAAUCAUGUGGACCUGUGGGGACGUGUUUAAAACGGCAUAUUUUGUGAUCAGAGAAGCUCCAACACAGUUCUGGGUUUGCGGAAGUCUUCAAGUCACCUUGGAUAUUGUGAUAUUGUUCCAGGUGUGGAUAUACCGGCAUAACACGUCGGCGGCGCGGAGACUGCGACGCGGGGACUAGCAGUGGACGGAGAGUGAGUUAUAGCGCCCGACGCCCGCGCGCCGACGCCCCUCCCCCGGCCACGCCCCCGGCCCCGCCCCCGCGCGCGCCCGAUCACACACACUAUAUGUGAUUAACCUUGUAGUACGUUUGUAGUUUUGCAAUGUGCUGUACAUCCAAGCUGGGACUUGUACCUACUCGAAAUAUAAAGGCGCAGAAGAUUGCGCCCAAACCAGCCUUACAAUCGAACGAAUCGAGGUACUGGACCCCUAAUGUUAAUUAGUAGAGUUGUGGGACUGUUGUAGAAAAUAGUAGUCUACGCAUGACAUGCGUAUAUUGUGAUUGGCAAGGUGAAUUUGAAUUGCACCAAGACCGAAAGUUCAAAACCGCUCUAAAAGAGCCGCACAUUGUAGACUUAUCUGCGUACCGAUAACGAAUCGGUUUGUACUUUGUACAGUCAUUUAUGGUUUUUAGCCUUUUUGACUAACAUAUAAGUGGAAAGUGUACAUUGGGUGAUGCCAAACAUUUUAGUGAGUAGGGAAACUCAUAUAAAACAAGAGAGUUAGAAAGAGCUUACAUACACCUUGACACUUAUAUCUUCAUAGUGUUAAUAACUUUAUCAUGUCUA